AACCCUAAAGCCUCACGCAUUUGGGGAUUGUUCUUCUUCCACUCGCUCAUGCCCCUCGCGUGAACCUGACUCUCCCUCCUCUCUCUCUCACUUUCACCCUCUUUCAUCCCUUUCUGUUUCAGAUCAUCAAUCUCUCUUCUUUCUCUCAGAAUUUUUCAGUACCCUUCAUAUCAUCAAGAAGAAAGCUGUUCUGAACAUGGAUAUAGACCUUAGGUUACCUUCUGGUGAACAUGAUAAAGAGGAUGAAGAAACAGCUACAAUUGAUAACAUAUUGGAUGGUGAAGAAAAAUUGAAUAAUGGAGCUAUGGAGGGGAGAAAUAUGGUUGAUCCUGGUAUGGAGUUACAAGCUCUAAAUGGUGGUGAUUUGAAUUCGCCCACACUUGAUAUGGUAAUAUUCAAGGAAGAUACUAAUCUUGAGCCACUUUCUGGCAUGGAAUUUGAGUCUCAUGGGGAGGCUUAUUCAUUCUACCAAGAAUAUGCUCGUUCAAUGGGAUUCAACACUGCAAUACAGAAUAGCCGACGCUCCAAAACAUCAAGAGAAUUCAUAGACGCAAAGUUUGCUUGUUCUAGGUACGGAACAAAACGAGAAUAUGACAAAUCGUUCAAUCGACCACGUGCAAGACAGAGCAAGCCAGAUUCUGAAAAUUCAACCGGUCGAAGAUCUUGUUCCAAGACUGACUGUAAAGCAAGUAUGCACGUGAAAAGAAAACAUGAUGGAAAGUGGGUUAUACACAGUUUUGUGAAGGAGCAUAAUCAUGAGCUUUUACCAGCCCAAGCAGUCAGUGAACAAACAAGAAGAAUGUAUGCUGCAAUGGCCAGACAGUUUGCUGAAUACAAGACUGUGGUUGGUCUCAAGAAUGAAAAGAAUCCAUUUGAUAAAGGACGGAAUUUGAGCCUUGAAUCAGGAGACGCUAAACUCAUGCUGGAUUUUUUUGUACAGAUGCAAAAUAUGAACUCUAACUUCUUUUAUGCAGUUGAUCUUGAUGAUGAUCAAAGACUGAAAAAUAUUCUAUGGAUUGAUGCUAAAAGUAGGCAUGACUAUACCAACUUUUGUGAUGUAGUGUCAUUUGAUACCACCUAUGUUAGAAACAAAUAUAAGAUGCCUCUUGCACUUUUUGUUGGAGUGAACCAGCACUAUCAAUUUAUACUACUGGGGUGUGCCUUAAUAUCAGACGAAAGUCCCACAACUUUUUCUUGGCUGAUGCGGAUGUGGCUGAAAGGAGUUGGUGGUCAAGUUCCAAAAGUGAUGAUUACUGAACAUGACAAGACUUUGAAGUCAGUUAUUGCAGAUAUAUUCCCUAGUGCUUGUCAUUGUGUCUCUUUAUGGCAUAUUGUGGGUAAGAUAUCUGAAAAUAUGGCUCAUGUAAUUAAAAAACAUGAGAAGUUUUUGGCAAAAUUUGAAAAAUGCAUAUACAGGUCAUUGACCAGCGAUGACUUUGAGAAGAGAUGGUGGAAAAUUGUUGAUAGGUUUGAACUUCGAGAGGAUGAAUGCAUGCAGUCACUAUAUGAAGAUCGUAAGUUGUGGGCACCAACAUUCAUGAGGGAUGUUUUCUUAGGUGGUAUGUCUACUGUCCAACGAUCCGAAAGUGUAAAUUAUUACUUUGACAAAUAUGUUCACAAGAAGACCUCUGUGCAAGAUUUUGUUAAAUUGUAUGAAGCAAUCUUGCAAGACAGGUACGAAGAGGAAGCCAAAGCAGAUUCAGAUACCUGGAAUAAAGUAGCAACAUUGAAAACUCCUUCACCUUUGGAGAAGAGUGUCGCAGGGGUUUACACGCAUGCUGUAUUCAAGAAGAUUCAAGCUGAGGUUGUUGGUGCAGUUGCUUGUCAUCCUAAAGCUGACAGACAAGAUGAGACCACUAUUAUUCAUAGGGUUCACGACAUGCAAUCAAAUAAGGACUUCUUUGUUGUGGUGAAUCAAGUAAAAUCAGAAUGGUCUUGUAUAUGUCGUUUAUUUGAAUAUAGAGGCUAUCUUUGUCGACACAUAUUGAUUGUUCUGCAAUAUUCUGGCCAUUCUGCAAUCCCAUCCCAUUAUAUUUUGAAACGCUGGACCAAAGACGCAAAGGUCCGGAAUAUAAUGGGAGAAGAGUCUGAACAUAUGCUGGCAAGGGUGCAACGAUACAAUGAUUUAUGUCAGCGAGCAUUUAAACUGAGUGAAGAGGGAUCUCUUUCACAAGAGAGUUACAGUAUUGCAGUCCAUGCACUGCACGAAGCACAAAAAAGUUGUGUGAGCGUUAAUAAUUCUGGCAAGAGUCCCAUGGAAGUUGGUACAUCAGUCACUCAUGCUCAGCUUUCUACUGAAGAAGAUACCCAAAGUAGAAAUAUGGGCAAGUCAAACAAAAAGAAAAAUCCAGCUAAAAAGAAAAAGGUGAAUGCUGAGGCUGAAGUGUUGACUGUUGGUGCAAUUGACAACAUGCAACAAAUGGACAAGUUCAGCACAAGAGCUGCAGUAACCCUUGAUGGCUAUUACGGCACACAACAACAGGUGCAGGGAAUGUUGAAUUUAAUGGGACCGCGAGAUGAUUUUUACGGGAAUCAGCAGACUCUUCAAGGACUGGGACCAAUAAGUUCAAUACCAACAAGUCACGACGGUUAUUAUAGUGCGCACCAGGGCAUGCCUAAUCUGGCACAAUUGGAUUUUUUGCGAACAGGUUUCACAUAUGGCAUCCGGGAUGAUCCGAAUGUAAGAGCAGCGCAGUUGCAUGAGGAUCCGUCGAGGCAUGCAUGAAUGCUGAUAUCCUUUUAGAUGUAGUUGAGUUGACCAAAAACAAGAACAUGAAGGCUGGGAAACAAGGACUUUUGGAUGCUUAUCUUGGUGUAGAUAACGGAAUACAUCAUUCACGGUUCAAGUUAAAAUGGGGAAUUUCCAAAUCCAGUAUUUUGUAAUAUAAAUAUAUGUUAAGUUAAUAAUGCUGGAUAGAGAUUGUUGUAUUAUAAUAACUUAGGCUACCUGGAAAAAUUACAAUUUGGAAAGUGCUUGUUACUUAGCAUGCUUUCUUAUUUUUCCAUUGCUUCAAAAGAGUAAAUGUUGCUUAUUUA
Molecule: messenger RNA, 3036 nt
Organism: Arachis stenosperma
Lineage: Eukaryota; Viridiplantae; Streptophyta; Magnoliopsida; Fabales; Fabaceae
Product: protein FAR-RED ELONGATED HYPOCOTYL 3
Exons: 9
Coding region: 197-2725 (842 amino acids)
Biological process (GO): regulation of DNA-templated transcription
Molecular function (GO): zinc ion binding
Source: RefSeq, a predicted model, not a curated record